GCCGCCGCAGCUCGCCGGGUGUGACGUACUAAUCGUGCGCCGCCACCGCCGGUGGGCCUGGGGCUCGCGGGAGGGGAAGAAGGGGGGAGAGGUGGUGGCGGCGGCGGCGGCGGCGGCGGCGGCGGCGGCGGUGGAGGCUGAAGCCGGACAGGAGGUGGCCGCGGCGGCGCGGCGCGCGGCCCAGAAGCGUUGGAAUCCUGAAUUGAGACGGCUCCGCCUGAAGACAGCAGGAGUGGCGGGGCCGCCGCCGUCGUUGGAGAGAUGAGCCGGGAAGCCUGAGGCGGAGACGCCCGCCUUCGGGCCCGUCUGCCCGGCUUCCCCGCUCCCGGGUACUGGAAGAUGAAAGAGACUAUACAAGGGUCAGGGUCAUGGGGGCCUGAGCCUCCUGGACCCGGCACAGCUUACUCAAGCCCCAGGCGGGAGCGUCUCCGUUGGCCCCCACCCCCUAAACCCCGGCUCAAGUCAGGUGGAGGGUUUGGGCCAGAUCCUGGGUCAGGGACCACAGUGCCAGCCAGACGCCUUCCUAUCCCUCGGCCCUCUUUCGAUGCUUCAGCUAGUGAAGAGGAGGAAGAGGAGGAGGAGGAGGAAGAUGAAGAUGAAGAGGAGGAAGUGGCAGCUUGGAGGCUUCCCCCUAGAUGGGGUCAACUGGGAGCCUCCCAGCGGCCUCGCCCUCCCCGCCCCACUCAUCGAAAAACCUGCUCACAGCGUCGCCGCAGAGCCAUGAGAGCCUUCCAGAUGCUGCUCUACUCAAAAAGCACCUCGCUGACAUUCCACUGGAAGCUUUGGGGGCGCCACCGGGGCCGGCGGCGGAGCCUCGCACACCCCAAGAACCAUCUCUCACCCCAGGAAGGGGGUGCAACGCCACAGGUGCCAUCCCCCUGCUGUCGUUUUGACUCCCCCCGGGGGCCACCCCCACCCCGGCUGGGUCUGCUAGGUGCUCUCAUGGCUGAGGAUGGGGUAAGAGGGUCUCUAUCAAUGCCCUCUGGCCCCCCCAUGGAGGAAGAUGGAUUGAGGUGGACUCCAAAGUCUCCUUUGCACCCUGACUCUGGCCUCCUCUCCUGUACUCUGCCCAAUGGUUUUGGGGGACCACCUGGGCCAGAAGGAGAGCGCAGCCUGGCACCCCCUGAUGCCAGCAUACUCAUCAGCAAUGUGUGCAGCAUUGGAGACCAUGUGUCUCAGGAGCUUUUUCAGGGCUCUGAUUUGGGCACUGCAGAGGAGGCAGAGCGGCCUGGGGAGAAAGCUGGCCAGCACAGCCCACUUCGGGAGGAGCACGUCACCUGUGUUCAGAGCAUCUUGGAUGAAUUCCUUCAAACUUAUGGUAGCCUCAUCCCCCUCAGCACUGAUGAGGUAGUGGAGAAGUUGGAGGACAUUUUCCAGCAGGAGUUCUCUACACCUUCCAGGAAGGGCCUGGUGCUGCAGUUGAUCCAGUCGUACCAGCGGAUGCCAGGCAACGCUAUGGUGAGGGGCUUCCGAGUGUCCUAUAAGCGGCAUGUGCUGACGAUGGACGACUUAGGGACUUUGUAUGGACAGAACUGGCUCAAUGAUCAGGUGAUGAACAUGUAUGGAGACCUUGUCAUGGACACAGUCCCUGAAAAGGUGCAUUUCUUCAACAGUUUCUUCUAUGAUAAACUCCGUACCAAGGGUUAUGAUGGGGUGAAAAGGUGGACCAAAAAUGUGGACAUCUUUAAUAAGGAGCUACUGCUAAUCCCCAUCCAUCUGGAGGUGCAUUGGUCCCUCAUCUCUGUUGAUGUGAGGCGACGCACCAUCACCUAUUUUGAUUCACAGCGCACCCUAAACCGCCGCUGCCCUAAGCAUAUUGCCAAGUAUCUACAGGCAGAGGCAGUGAAGAAAGACCGACUGGAUUUCCAUCAGGGCUGGAAAGGUUACUUCAAAAUGAAUGUGGCCAGGCAGAAUAAUGACAGUGACUGUGGCGCCUUUGUGUUGCAGUACUGCAAGCACCUGGCCCUGUCUCAGCCAUUCAGCUUCACCCAGCAGGACAUGCCCAAACUUCGCCGGCAAAUCUACAAGGAGCUGUGUCACUGCAAACUCACUGUGUGAGCCUCGUACCCCAGGCCCUGAGCCCAUUAAUGGGCAAGGGACAUGGGAGACCCUUCCCAAGAAACUCCAGUUCGUCUCCCCAUCCAAUUCCCUUUGGUUUUUUUUUUUUUUUUUCAUAUUUAAAUGUUUAAAUUGAUUUCUGUUUUUUUGGUUUUUUUUUUUUUGAGAGAACACUGAUUUCUGAUGAGCAGGGUGUGGCCAUGGAAAAGCCCUAUUCUCCCUCUAUAGGGAAAUGUUGCCUUGUGGCCUGGGUGGAGCUGUCAUUCCCCCUUGGAUGUGCAGGGGGCAGGAAAUCAGUGUGGGGGUGAUGAGUGGGCAAAGGGAUUACUGCCUGCCAGAUCUUUGAACUUUGAACUUUUUUUUUAUAUAUAUAUAUAAAUGCCACGGUCCUGCUCUGGUCAAUAAAAGGAUCCUUUGGAGAUA
This is a messenger RNA of Castor canadensis (American beaver), 2481 nucleotides long. RefSeq names its product SUMO specific peptidase 3 (gene Senp3). NCBI's taxonomy places the organism in Eukaryota, Metazoa, Chordata, Mammalia, Rodentia, Castoridae. Gene Ontology annotation, biological process: proteolysis; protein desumoylation. The record is from RefSeq and is a predicted model, not a curated record. Gene Ontology annotation, cellular component: nucleus. Gene Ontology annotation, molecular function: deSUMOylase activity.